AUGCCUCUGAAAUGCACGAAGUGUGGCGCCCGGGUGCGCAAGCGAAUGGUCGGUGGGAAAUGCAAAUGCCUGCUUUGUAAGCGUUGCGCUUCUGAAGACGAAUUCCAAUGCCUGAAAUGUUUGCCGUUGACUGAAGUUGCAGGUGUAGACGAAAAAGUUCGUGAACUUGAAGAGCCUCUAAAUGCAAAUGCAGCCUCAACCUCCAAAUGCAGCCUCAACCACGCGGCAUCACUCACAAAGGAAUCGGCGCCGAUAAUGUACGACCGGAUGGCCCUGCGCUUUCUGCAACGCCUAAAACAGGGUCAACAGAACUUAGCGCCAAGAUCGAGAGCGAAGGCUCGCGCAAACCGAAAAUAUGUCGUUGGGAUUUACGAAGCCCUCAAGAGUGUACGGGCUUGCCAGGCCAAACUAAUCAUCAUCGCGAAGGAUGCUACGGAAACCGCGAAGUCGGCGAUGUUCGCCUUGUUUUACGAGAGCGAUCUCAAAAAUGUACCAAUCAUCCGGGCGGCCGACAAGCGCUCGAUCGGUCAACUCUUGACAAGCGGCAGAUACCUGAGCUGCAUAUGCGUAGUCGACUGUAAUGGGCUCGAGCGAGAAGUGGAAUUACUUCUGAAAGACGCCAAGACCACCGAAGCCACAAAUGCCGAUGUGAAGCAUGACGAAGCGAAA
Messenger RNA from Mesorhabditis spiculigera, 669 nucleotides. The record is from the annotation of a GenBank genome assembly. Lineage: Eukaryota; Metazoa; Nematoda; Chromadorea; Rhabditida; Rhabditidae.